Trichoderma harzianum CBS 226.95 is the source of this 564-nucleotide messenger RNA. RefSeq lists its product as hypothetical. The coding region runs from base 74 to 502 and encodes 142 amino acids. The transcript has 2 exons. The record is from RefSeq and is a predicted model, not a curated record. NCBI's taxonomy places the organism in Eukaryota, Fungi, Ascomycota, Sordariomycetes, Hypocreales, Hypocreaceae.
AUCAUCACUGACAUCUUCUCUUUUUCUCUAUUAUAAACUUUUAUAAGAAAACAACACCAAGAACAUUGCAACAAUGUCUGACACAACCGCCGUCCCUCCUAAACCCAAGUCCAUCGGCUUCAUCAACACCGCCGACGUCGACAACGUCCUCUCCGCCCUCGGCAAAAGCAACACCUUCCUCACCGAGCUCGGCCACUGGAAAGAUGAGGCCCUCUCGCGCACCCGCGCCGGCACCGUCUGGAGCCUCGACGCCUUCAUCACGCUGGCCUCCCGCGCCACGGACAUCCUCGGCCGCCACGGCCUGCGCUUCAACCCGGACUUUACCAUGUUUGAUGUUGGCAAGCAAAAGGACGCGGUUAAGGACUUACCGGACGAUCAGGUGCUUGGCGUGGUGCCGCUGUUUGGGUUUUACUUUUUUGAUAAGGAGAAUACGCGGAGCUGGGCGUAUAAUGCCAUGGUCAUUUAUCAGACGCAUCUGCUGUGCCAGUUUGUUGGCGUGUGAUUUAUAAACUAGCUAUUAAUUACAUUUAUUGCAUGCAUAUUAAUGAAGAACGUUACAUACAG